CCGCCACUGAUUUGUCGCCCACGCUGUCCACGGGACACACAUUUUGUCCAUGGACAUUGUGUCCGAGCAACACUGAAAGGAAGUGUACAGCGCAUACGAGUACACCGACUGAUCCGGCAUAGUGCAGCCCUUUCCGAGAACUCAUGGCGCCCGAAAUCCAAAAUGCCACCACACCUACAGUCAUGAUCACCGAACAACCCGUCUAAGAGAGAUGACUCGUACAAAAGGGCAACCAUUCCUCCCCUCCGACCCACGAUAACUUACCACCGUUUGAUGCAAGUUUGAUGAACAAGGCAGCCAGCGCCAGCACACACUUUGACUCCUACCACAAACUCGUUACUUCGCCUUUUUUCUCGCCUACUCUUCUGGCAUGGUUCCGAGCUUCGGUAGCAGUCUUCACGACUGCUACGCUGAUAGCUAUCCUUGUAUACGACAGCAUCGUCACCAAGGAUGCUUACAGGAACUUUUCUUUCUUCACGUUCCUCACGUACAUUGGUAUAUGCUCGUACUACUGGGCAUCAUUUGUUCAGACCUUUUGGUAUAUCAGAAGAGGCUUUGAAGGAUACCCGUUACAGAGUUGGGGGAAAACGUUGCAGAUCUUGCAUCUGGUGCUACAAAACACGGUGUUGAAUUUCCCUAUAAUUGUCACGAUUGUGUUUUGGACCAGUAUUGCCACUCCAUCUAGCGUUAACAGGCUUGAUAACCUCUUGCGAAACAUUUCUGUGCAUAUCCUAAACUCAGUAUUCUGUGUUUUCGAAAUGCUCUUGACGAACAACCCCCCGCCGCAAUGGAUCUUCCUUCCGUUUAUGAUAUUGAUAAUUGGACUCUACACGGCUUCCGCAUAUGUAACACACGCUACUCUGGGAUUCUAUCCCUAUACGUUUCUAGAUCCAGAGAAAUCCCGUUUAAGCGUAGCCGGGUAUAUAGUUGGUAUCGUUAUUGCGGAGAUUGUGAUCUUCGCUGCCACCCGGGGACUCAUGAAACUGAGGGAGAUGAUGCUCCCUGUGACGCGGACUGGCAAUUCUAGAGGUAAUUACGAGAUGAUGGAACGAGACCAAGAUUCAGUGUAGCCCUGGGCUUCUAACGAUGUUACGGACUUUUGUACUUACACAUACCUUACAUGUGUACUAGGUGUUUUAGUUAUACUGCGGCUCUUUUGCCGUUCCCCAAGCCUCGAGAUCCUUCGUUCAUGUAUGGCAAGC
Marasmius oreades (fairy-ring Marasmius) is the source of this 1202-nucleotide messenger RNA. RefSeq lists its product as uncharacterized. Lineage: Eukaryota; Fungi; Basidiomycota; Agaricomycetes; Agaricales; Marasmiaceae. Gene Ontology annotation, cellular component: membrane. The transcript is spliced from 5 exons. The record is from RefSeq and is a predicted model, not a curated record. Bases 285 to 1070 code for a protein of 261 amino acids.